This is a messenger RNA of Python bivittatus (Burmese python), 6570 nucleotides long. It is a transcript of the gene HOXA3, whose product is annotated as homeobox A3. The record is from RefSeq and is a predicted model, not a curated record. Gene Ontology annotation, cellular component: nucleus. Gene Ontology annotation, molecular function: DNA-binding transcription factor activity, RNA polymerase II-specific; RNA polymerase II cis-regulatory region sequence-specific DNA binding. Gene Ontology annotation, biological process: anterior/posterior pattern specification; regulation of transcription by RNA polymerase II; embryonic skeletal system morphogenesis. Lineage: Eukaryota; Metazoa; Chordata; Lepidosauria; Squamata; Pythonidae.
CCGUUUUGUUUGGUCUCUCUCUCUACACCCCCACCCCCGUGCGCAAGGGUGGGGGGGAGUUAUUGGAAACGUGAAACAUUCUACUUACUGAUGUUAUUUUAAACCUCACACUACUUGGGCAGGAGAAUGGCUGGAAAGUGCAGGAAGGGAAAGAGGAGGGGGAAAGGAGAAAUGGAGAAAAGGAAGGCGAAAAUAACCUAAAACACACACACAUACACAGAGGAGGAGGAAGAGACGAAAAAACAAGGAAAACUAAAGUUAGCAAAGCAGCGGCGCUGAUCAGCAUGCACACGUAUGGCCGUGAGUAUUUGACUAAAUGACGCGGAUUGAAAUCUGGGAGAAGUGGGCAUGAAGUGAAUGACUAAAUCCUUAACCCGAUUGUACCUCAGAAAGUCCUGAUACAGCUGACUGAGAAAUUAGGUCUCCCCUUUUCAAACAGACCGUUGCUCCUCUGAAAUAUUCCUGGGGAUGUAGACUGGCAAUUAGUUCCUAGCCUUUAUUUACCGUUGCUUUGGUUUCCUAGCGUUUAGUUACCUUUACUUGGAACUAGACACUUUAAUAAUUACUGAAGUCCCUUUAGUCCCACCAACUUGGAAGGAGACAGGCAAGUUUAUUUCACUGGCUCUCCAACCAGGCGGUUCUUUCUAAGAGUGAUUUCUCAUUUCCUCUGAACUGGGAGGCAGAUUUUCCUUCCAUCCUCAAUAUUAGCUGCUCGUUUUGUAUACGGAUGGUUGUGCUGUUUCCUCGAUGAUGUGUAUGUGAAUGUUUGCCUAGGGGAAGGGCAACCGGAGAAGGGGGGAAAUGGGCAUAUAACUAUGGUCACCUAUCUAGAGAGCGAGUGCCCUUUCAUCAACCCCGAAAUGUCAUUGUUUUAAUCUUCCCUUUGAAAGCACUGUAGAGAUUGCCCUGAAUGGUAGACAGAUCAGAAGUCCACGUAUUAUUGUGUCUGGUGGUGGGGGUGGUGGGUGUUUGUCCAUAUGUGGCGUAACUUCCAGAUUUCAAACCAUGCCUCCCCACACACCCCUGUCUAAUAUAGAGAAUUCUCUGUAUUAUUCACCAAACUGUUGCCAUACUGGUGUGUGAAAUAUAUGUGUGUGUGUGUGUUUGUGUGUGUGUACACACCCCCACCCCCCACCCCAUCAAGGGUCUGGGGAGAGCGAUGGCCUUUCUGUGAGCAUCCUUUGUCUUGAUUAGCAUAAUUUUCCUGGCCUCUAAUGCCUCCCUGGCCCUUCACUCUUUCAUUCCCUCUUUCUUCUCACUCCCUCCAUUCCAUCUCGCCCACCCCCACCUCUCCUGCCUGCCCCGGACUUCCCGAGGCAGCUGCCUCCUUUCUCCCAACAAACGCCCCCUUGGGCGUGCAAGGUUGCAUAGGCAGCCCUCUGGCUUUUCCGAGCGAUCUGGUCCAGGGGAGAGCUUGUCCGGGGGUAGCGGGGCACGACUCUCGCUCGGCCCCAGGGGUGAGGUGGGGGGCGUGGAGGUCGGGGCUGGAGCGAGGUAAGGACAGGGCUCUUCUUCGGAGGCAAGCCGAAGAAAGAUCUUCUUGGGUGUCCCCUUCCCGAUGGAGGCAGGGCUCCUCCCGUUCUGAUUCAUGGGCUCGUCCUGCCGGAGAUGACUUGAGCGGGUCCCCAUCCCGGAGGAGCUGAAGGCACUUAGUGGUCGGGGCGGAGGGGGUGAAGUGAAAGGGGGAGAACCUGAUCCCCGGGCUGGCAGGGAACAACUGUCGCCGAGCCUCCAAAGACCAAUGCUGGCUUCCGCCUCAGUCGUCAGAAUUAAGGUCUACCAGGAGAGGCCAUUGGAGGAGAAACGUCACGUGACAGAGGGGUGCCAAUGUUAUUCUUUAAGGGUGUCAAGACCCUGUCAGUUUGUGAAAUAAAUAUUGGGAAACAACGAAAUGCAAAAAGCGACCUACUACGACAGCUCUGCGAUCUAUGGUGGCUAUCCCUACCAAGGAGCAAAUGGUUUCGCUUACAAUGCUAGUCAGCAGCAAUAUCCUCCACCUUCUGCUUCAGCGCUGGUGGAAACCGAGUACCAUCGACCUGCAUGCUCUUUGCAGUCCCCCGGCGGCGCCAACAGCACCGUGUCCCACCACAAGGCCAAUGAAAUCAGCGAGAGUUGUAUGAGGACCAUCACCGGUCAGUCUCUCCAGCCCCCAGUCUUGCCAGAGCAGCCCCAGCAACAGCCUCCGGCCCAGCAGGCACCACCACUGCCCCCUCCUCCGCCCCCAUCCGUGUCACCACCUCAAAAUGCCACCACCAACCCCACCCCGGCCAACACCACCAAGAGCUCCAUCCUGAACUCGCCCACCAUGUCCAAACAAAUCUUUCCCUGGAUGAAAGAGUCUCGGCAAAACACCAAGCAGAAAAACAGCGGCUCCAGCUCAGGUGAGAGUUGUGCUGGUGAUAAAAGCCCCCCGGGGCAAGCUUCUUCUAAAAGAGCUCGCACGGCUUACACCAGUGCCCAGCUGGUAGAACUGGAAAAGGAAUUUCACUUCAAUAGAUACCUUUGCAGGCCACGAAGGGUAGAGAUGGCUAACCUGCUAAAUCUCACAGAAAGACAGAUCAAAAUAUGGUUUCAGAAUCGCAGGAUGAAAUACAAAAAGGAUCAGAAGGGCAAAGGCAUGAUGACCUCUUCUGGAGGACAGUCCCCCAGCAGAAGUCCUGUCCCUCCAGCUGCUGGAGGCUACCUGAAUUCUAUGCAUUCCCUCGUCAACAGUGUUCCAUAUGAGCCCCAGUCACCACCAUCUUUCAACAAGACUCAUCCGAAUACCUACGGCAUCUCUACAUCAUAUCCGGCUCCUCUCAAUAACUGCCCGCCUCCUCAAAAGAGAUACACCGGAACUGCAGCAGUGACGCCUGAAUACGACCCCCAUCCUCUUCAAGGCAACGGUUAUGGCAAUCCACAUAUACAGGGAAGCCCCGUCUAUGUUGGGGGCAAUUAUGUGGAUACCAUGGGGAAUUCGGGACCAUCCAUCUUUGGUCUAACUCACCUCCCUCACCCUUCCUCUGCCAACAUGGACUAUAGUGGGGCAAUGGGCAACAAUCAUCAUCAUGGACCUUGUGAUCCACACCCAACAUACACAGAUCUUACUUCUCACCAUCCUUCUCAGGGAAGAAUUCAGGAAGCACCCAAACUGACCCAUCUGUAAUAUACCAUUGGUUAUAUAGUGAAUCUUAAAAACUUCCCAACCUUUUUUUUUUAAGCAAUGGGAAAAAAAAACUUUUAAAUUCUCCCCUCCCACCCCCGCCCAACACACACAGUUUUAUUUGGUUCUGGGUUUUGUUCUGAUGUGUUUCUUUUUGGUAAAAUGCGUUUUCCAGUUUAUGUGACGUAGCAAUAUUUGUUGCUUGAAUUGCUCUCUAGUUUCAAUAGUGGAUAUUUAUCUCCUGAACUCUUGCCUUGUGAUCUCGCUUUGAGAGUAUGCAUAGGCUUUAUACUCUUAACUUCGACUCUUUUAUCAAAACAGGGUAUUAUGAACAAAUUUUCUAAACAGACAGUUCUUAAAUGUGAAUUUGUUCGUACAGAAUCAGUCCCACCUGGGAAACAUUUUUUAUUUUAAUUGCACUUCUUUUAGAUAAUGAGAAAAAAAAGGCGCUUGAACAGGGGCUCCCUGAGCAAAAUGAUUAAUACGUGUACGUCUUUCAACGUGUGUAUGCUGGUGAACUUUCAGAUUUAUUUAUAUUUUUUGCAAACUUUGAAUAAUCUAAGUGUUUAAAUUUUUUAUUUAUCCCCAUCUGUUCAUAUUUAUAUAUAUAAAGAUAUUAAAAAAAUAAACUUCUGUACCCUGAGUAUUCAGGAGAUAUUUACCUGGCUAUAUGUUCAAUGGCAUACAAAGAGAAUAUCAUUUGAAAAAAAACCAGAAUUCUUUUAUUUAAAAAGGAAAAGAAAAAAUGCAAUAAAAUCUGGAAAACAACACGUCAGGGUAGGAAAGGAAAUGGAUGUCUGUAGACUAAACUAAGUAGAAAACGGGUAAACCCGAAUUUGACAACAAAGAAUAAUAGAUUUGUUUUGAAAACGAUACAUUCCUUGCUGCUCACGUUCUUAAAACUAAAUAAAUAAAUAAAAGUUUUUAUUCUGAAUAAUAGAGAUUUAAGGUAAGAUCAUUUGAUUGCCAUCCUCCACCCCCCACCCCCAAAGAAAAAAAGGAGCGAAGAAAGAGAACUUCGAGGAACCUGGGUUUUAAAUACACAAAUUCCCAAUAGCCAACUUUUAAUUUUUUCUCCCUCUUUUUUCUGACUGGGCUUUUAAAGCAGCCAAAAAUUAAGUAACUAUUUCCAGAAGGUACACGCGCUCGUCUGUUGCCUUAAAACCUAACAAAGCCUCUUCUUAAAGGCUGGUCGAACAAGCGUUCGUGUUCUCGAGUCCAUAUGCAGAUACCGUGGCUAUUUUCCUGAGUCAGCGCUUGUCUAGCGACCUCUCCACAUAAAGUCAGACGCGCAGGGCGCUAAACUGCUCCAAGCUGGAAAAGAUCCCGGUUUGUGACCAUGGCUGAUUGUCGGAAUCUCUCUCUGCAGAUGUUUUUCGGGACCGUAGUCCUAGGUAGUCCCGGUCUCUCGGCUUGGCUACGGCUGUUCUCUGCAGCGUGGACUCGAGUCCAAGACGGGCGAGGUGGGGGAGAAACAAAGACUGUUUCUGGAGGAGCCUCUUCCUUGAACGAAGCUCAGGUGCUGUAACUUCUCUCUGGAGGCUGUAGGCUGAUUCGCCGCUCGGGCGCAGGCUGUUCUCUCCUUCGCCCUGUCGGGAAGCCCUCUGCGCGAGGGGAGCCCCUUGAAACGAUCGGGGGCUUUCUACCCCCACACUUUCCCUCUGGGGGACAAAAUGGACAAUCGAGGAACAGUGAUGGGCAAGUUUUGUUGUUUUUCUAAAGAGACGAAAUUGAAUAAGAGUCCGCCGACUUAAAACGAGCGCGUGGGCUCAUAUUUGCUAUGGCACGGAUUCAAAGCACAUUUGUUUACAGGCAGAUACAAUUUAUCAUCCCAGUAAUGAAGAAACGGAUUCCGCAACAAUAAAUCUGUUCGCGAGGCGACCUGAGCAGCUGAGAAAGAGCUGUUUCUUACAGUCUCCUCCAUCAACUAACCGGCUUCUCCUCUCUGGCUAUAAGAAUUGAGGAAUUGUUAUCAUUCCGCACAUCUUGUUAAUUUAAUUUCCUUUCACAUCCCAGUCUUUCCCACUCUUUCUAGAUCAGAGACAGAAGGGGAAAUAGAAACAAAAUCAUCUGUAUAAUAUAAGUGCACGUAAUAACCCCCCCCCCAAUAAACACAUGCGUACACACAUUUUCUAAACAAACGUUUGAUGUAGCCCUACAAGAUCGUUUCUGUCCCCUCAAAUACAUCUGUGCUAACAAACAUGGCGAAUUCAUGGACGGAACCCUCCCCCCUUUAUUUUCAAACAAGAAAACAUGUAAUUUAAAGACAUGAGGUUUAUUCCCUGUCUCGAAGUAUGUACAUGCAGGUCUGCCUUAAUAUGAAUAAGAAGGUAGGAUACGUCACCACAUGAUCUAGCCAUUCUGUUUAAUCUCAAUAAAUUUGCCACCAUAUUAGUUUCCGUUUCUAAAAUAUUAUCAAUCCUCUUCUUUUUUUCACCCAAGAAUCCCUCUGGUUUUUUUUUCUUCCUGUUAUAUCUCUCCUCCCCUCCAUAUCUGAAAAAGCUUCCAGUGGUCAGUGAUUGUGCAAUUAUACGCUAUUCCGCAUUCUAAUUUUGCAUUCCAUACUUACGGCAUUUUAUCUUCGCUUAACCAUUUUCCACGUAUACUUACAGCUGCGGCUCCAGACUGAAGAGGGAUCACCACAUCUAUUGAAAUAGCAAAACUAUUUAAAAGAGAGUUAUGGGGUGGAGGAAUCAGUUUGAAGCUCCAGAAUGUAGCUUUUGGAAAAAGAUGAAGUGGAAAGGGAUUGUGGGUGUUAUUUUUCUCUUCAAAAUUAAUCGAGGAAAGAGUGCAUUAUAUCAAUGCAUUAUAUCAAUUUAUGACAUUCAAAAAGCGAGAGCAAGAGAGAAAGUGAGAGGGAGAAACCCCUGGCUAGAAUGAGGACAGAAGAGCCGAUCCUUAAGAAGACAUAUAAGAGAAAGGAAGUGGUUUUCCCCCCCUUUCCCAUCUGAUUUCAAAGGCAUUUAUUUCUCCCUUCCCUUCAUGCUGCAUAUAUUUUAUCUGCAUGCCUUCUUACAGAAAAUGUGUGUUCUGGGUUUUUCCUCCACAUAGCAGCUUACAUUGUCUACUUAGAUUUCAUUUAUAGAAAACACAGAAAUAAGAAAGGAAAAAAUGCUAUUUUUUUUAACCAACUAAGGAGAAAAGCUCUUUGUUCCAGGUGGUUUUUCUAUUAGACUGCUCACCAAAAAAAAAAAAGAAAGAAAGAAAGAAAAGAAAGAAAAAGAAAGAAAAAGAAAGAAAAAGAAAAAAGAAAAAACCCAACCCACACAAAAAACAAAAAACCUUCCCAAUAACCUUCCCACACCAAUUUAACUCACAAAGCCUCAGUGAACCGAAUUGCCCCAGCCUCCUCCCUUGCUCGUCUUACCUCCUUGUGGGGUUCUUUUACACAUAACAUACAGAAGCGCGCGCAUGCACGCACACACACA